AUGGUUAUUCAAGAUCGACAUGGCCGUCGCCGCCCCUUCGCAAAUUGGAUGAAGCGCCUUGCCAGCCUCAAGAACUCGUCUGGAUCUUCUUAUCCUAGCUCAUCGAACAAAUAUCAUGGUUCCCCCAGUGCGCUGAAGUGCAAAAAGGGCAACCAUCUCAAAAACAACUCAUAUCCACUCUCAGGGAAUGUUAACAAUAUGGAUAAUGGUCACCUAUCUUUCUCUGAACCUACCAGCGACCGACCCAACCAUCUUUCCCGUUCAGAACCUUCGUUUUCCGAACCUUGUAUGGAGCAACUUGCUUCGACUCUGGGCACGAAAUCUGCUGCUCCUACUCUCUCCACAAAUGCGGACACUACUAUGUCAGAUGCUGCCAAUUCUAAGGCUGGUACAAUGGCAACUACGGGCUGGGCAGUGGGGUCACAAGGCGGAGGCGAAGGGAGUACAUUUUCCUCACCCGCACCCUCCGUUCGAUCACUUACCACAACGCUUACGACCGUCCAAUCCGCCGCCCCAUCAAACCAAGUCCAUGGAGCGGUUUUUGGCCACAACGCUUCUUACAGUGCCAACCAGCAAACCAAUCUCCAGUUUAGCCAUCAGUUUCCUAUGUCACCCGUUACAGCAGUGCCUUCUCAUCUUGCUCCCCAUCCAACAACAUACAAUUCUGCAACGGCAAAUAACCUUCUGACGGAUAAUGCAUCUGUUUUGACACUGGCAUCAUCCUCCAAACGCCACCGUCGCAAUUCCCUCGAUACCAACGCUUCUGUUCGUGGUUUGGCUCCAUCUUCGAUAUUCAGUGGCAGCCGUGAGAGUUUACCUUUAAGCGUUCUAAGUGGCAAUAUGGGUAAUAUAGGUGUCCCUGGAGGAGAGCCAUCCAAUUCACCAAUCCCCAACGCGCCGGGAGCGUUGAACCGUCCUGGUCUAUCCGGUACUGAACGGGGUAGUGUAUAUUCAUAUUCCGGACCUACCUCGGGAGAGCGGACUAGCUAUCAACCUGGAAGGUCACAGCUGGGUGAUACAGGCAGCGUUACAAGCGGCCAUAAUUCACACCACCAGAGGAAUGAUAGCGCAGCUGGAAGUGUUGGAGGCAAUACAAUGAGCUACAUUUCUAUGUCCACUGCGCCAGGGCGAGCAAAUCGACGAAGUUCUGCAUGGGGAGAGGUCCCCAGCGCCAACGAUAGCGAGAAUGAAGGAGAUGAGCCUAACGGAGAUACAUCCGCGAACGGCAAAGCGAAGGCUAAUUAG
Messenger RNA from Histoplasma mississippiense, 1245 nucleotides. RefSeq lists its product as hypothetical. Lineage: Eukaryota; Fungi; Ascomycota; Eurotiomycetes; Onygenales; Ajellomycetaceae. The coding region runs from base 1 to 1245 and encodes 414 amino acids. The record is from RefSeq and is a predicted model, not a curated record. The transcript has 2 exons.